AGCAGCAGCGCGACUCCUGGUGAAUCUAUUUUUGUGACGAAGGAUUUUAUGCGAAUAUAUUGACAUUAUAAACUAUUGCAAAUCUAUAUUAACAUUAUUUUCCUGAUGUGAAUAGCAUUUGCUUUUUGGGAAGCAUUUUCACUGACUUAUGAUCUGUCAAAUACAGUAAAGAUGGCGACGGGGCCUGAACUACCGACUGAGAUGUCAGCGAUCAGCUCCAGUUCAGAUGAUCCAGUGAUCCGGAUUCUUCUGAUGGGCAGAAAGGGCUCUGGGAAAAGCUCAUCUGGAAACACUAUACUGAGAGGAAAAAAGUUUAAACUUAAAAAGGAGGAAGCUGAAGUUUGUGAUGCAGAAGCAAAGGUUGGAGAGAAGCAGGUGCAUGUGAUUGAUUGUCCAGAUCUACUGGAUCCAGAUCUGAGUAAAGAACGGCUGGAGAAGAUGAAAGAGCAGCUGGUCUCUCUGUGUGCAGCAGGUCUCAGUUCAGUUCUGCUCACCGUUCCUCUAGAGAAACCACUGGAAAAUGAGGAAGAGAUGUUGGAUUUUAUUAAGUGUCUAUUUGGUCCUGACGUCCAGAAGUACAUCAUGAUCCUGUUCACACAUGAAGAUGAUCUGGAGGAACUGGAUGAGACCAUUGAUGAACAUCUACAACACCAUGAGGAUCUCCAGCAGCUGGUGACUGCAUGUGGAGGAACGUUUCACUGUUUCAAUAACAGAAAUAAAUCAGAUGAUCAGGUACAAGAACUACUGCAGAAGAUUGGAGGAAGGAUGGAGGAAAACAGAGGGAAAUUUAGCAUGGAACGAAUGAAGAGGAGUGAAAGCAAGGACAUUGACAUGAAUUUUUCAGGAAGAAGUUCAGUGGAUGAAGAUCCAGAUGACAUUCAGAUUCCUGAAAGGAAAAACCAGAUCAGGCUGGUUGUGCUGGGAAAAACUGGAGCUGGAAAAAGUGCCACUGGAAACACCAUCAUCGGCAGAAACGUGUUUAAAUCCACUGUCAGCUCAAAGUCAGAAACAAAACAGUGUCAGUCAGAAACCAUUGAGAGGAUGGGCAAAAAUAUCUCAGUGAUCGACACACCUGGACUUUAUGAUACUGUACUCAGUAAUCAGGAGGUUAUUAAAGAAUUAGUGAAAUGCAUAACGUAUGCCUCUCCAGGACCGCACGCUUUUAUUAUUGUGAUUAAAGUGGGUCGAUUCACUGAGGAAGAGAAAAAUUCAAUAAAGGAGCUUAAAGAAGUGUUUGGAGAAAAAAUAGAAAAAUACACCAUGGUCCUCUUCACCCACAAAGAUCAGUUAGAUAAGAAAAAGCAAACCAUCGCUGAGUUUCUACAGGAAAGUGAUCCAGAUCUUAAGAAGCUGGUACAGAGCUGUGGAAACAGAUUCUUCUGUUUAGACAAUGAAGCUUCCAGUUACCCACAGUUCAAAGAUCUUCUGAGUAAAAUAGAGAUGAUGGUGAAUGAGAAUGGAGGCCACUUUACUAAUGACCUGUUUGAAGGAACAGAGAAAUGCAUUCGGGAGAUUCAGAAACAGAAACUGCGUGAGAAAGUGGAGCAGUUAAAACAGAAAAAGAAAGGGGGCUUUCUAACAGAAUGGCAGUCAAUGUAUUGGACUUUAGCAGAGGAGUCUCGAGAAGAAGCACUGCGUGUUAUGUUUAGUGAUAAGUACAUAGCAGCUAUAGCCAGACUCAUGAUGAAGGUGGUGGUGACUCCUGAGGAGAAAGAGAGUGCCAUAAAGGAGGCUGAGAGCUUAGGAAUCAGUCGUGCAGAGGCAGUUCAACUUGCAAUCAGAACCACAGGGAAGCUACUACAACAGAAGAUUUGUGGGAUUCAGUGAUAAACCUCAAUAAUAAUCACACACACAAGAUUACCGACAAACUUCUUCAACUAAACUUUUUAUUUUUUCUGAUUAAUGAACAUUUUACUUGUUGAUAUCUUGAAGCCAAGAUACUGCUCACUGUCAUUGCCAUUUUUGAUGCUUUCAUAAAUGCCUUUUUUGCUCUAUUAUUUUGGUGUUUGAUUAUACCUGUAUCAAGAGUGAAUGUGAAUCUGAAAUGAAUAUCAUAUCUGUAAACACCAAUGAAGAAAAGCAGUACAGUAACACUUCUCUCAUGCUGACAAACUGUACUGAAUAAGUAUUGCUCGUUUCAUCAUCUACUUUCAUCUACUUGUCAAUAUUUUUUAGUGCUGGCCAUAAAUGUGUAUGUGAUUCUACUGUAUAUCUCUUUUGUAUGUGUGUUUGUGUUCAUGUGUUUUGUUGUGCAGAAUGUUUUGUUGAGUGUAUUGUGUUUUUCCUCCACAUUUGUUUUAAAACAACCUUCCUACUCUGAACUGUUACAAAACCGUUUAAUUUGGAAACAGCCUUUUCAUUUUUAUUUUGCCUCUGUCCCACUUAAUUGGAGUGUGUUGAAGCCAUCAAAAUCUAAAUUCAUUUAGAUUUAUAAAAUGCUUUUAGUUGGUCAGGACAAACAUUGGAAAUAUUUUCUUUGUACUUCUGUCAAUUAAAUAAAAGUUAAAGAGA
Molecule: messenger RNA, 2511 nt
Organism: Carassius auratus (goldfish)
Lineage: Eukaryota; Metazoa; Chordata; Actinopteri; Cypriniformes; Cyprinidae
Product: GTPase IMAP family member 4-like
Exons: 3
Coding region: 172-1827 (551 amino acids)
Molecular function (GO): GTP binding
Source: RefSeq, a predicted model, not a curated record